This is a messenger RNA of Coregonus clupeaformis (lake whitefish), 2019 nucleotides long. RefSeq lists its product as uncharacterized. The coding region runs from base 1 to 2019 and encodes 672 amino acids. NCBI's taxonomy places the organism in Eukaryota, Metazoa, Chordata, Actinopteri, Salmoniformes, Salmonidae. The transcript has 3 exons. The record is from RefSeq and is a predicted model, not a curated record.
AUGAAUCUGCCUGUGGAGGAAAGUGGAUUGAAUGGAUUGGUGACCAGAAAGGUGACUCCUAAUAUUCUCCUGUUAGGUUUUGAAGAGGUGACUCCUAAUAUUCUCCUGUUGGGUUUUGAAGAGGUGACUCCUAGUAUUCUCCUGUUAGGUUUUGAAGAGGUGACUCCUAAUAUUCUCCUGUUGGGUUUUGAAGAGGUGACUCCUAGUAUUCUCCUGUUGGGUUUUGAAGAGGUGACUCCUAAUAUUCUCCUGUUGGGUUUUGAAGAGGUGAAUCCUAGUAUUCUUCUGUUGGGUUUUGAAGAGGUGACUCCUAAUAUUCUCCUGUUAGGUUUUGAAGAGGUGACUCCUAGUAUUCUCCUGUUGGGUUUUGAAGAGGUGACUCCUAAUAUUCUCCUGUUGGGUUUUGAAGAGGUGACUUCUAAUAUUCUCCUGUUGGGUUUUGAAGAGGUGACUCCUAGUAUUCUCCUGUUAGGUUUUGAAGAGGUGACUCCUAAUAUUCUCCUGUUAGGUUUUGAAGAGGUGACUCCUAAUAUUAUCCUGUUGGGUUUUGAAGAGGUGACUCCUAAUAUUAUCCUGUUAGGUUUUGAAGAGGUGACUCCUAAUAUUCUCCUGUUAGGUUUUGAAGAGGUGAAUCCUAAUAUUCCCCUGUUAGGUUUUGAAGAGGUGACUUCUAAUAUUCUCCUGUUGGGUUUUGAAGAGGUGACUCCUAGUAUUCUCCUGUUAGGUUUUGAAGAGGUGACUCCUAAUAUUCUCCUGUUGGGUUUUGAAGAGGUGACUCCUAAUAUUCUCCGGUUGUGUUUUGAAGAGGUGACUCCUAAUUUUUUCUUCUUGGGUUUUGAAGAGGUGACUCCUAGUAUUCUCCUGUUGGGUUUUGAAGAGGUGACUCCUAAUAUUCCCCUGUUAGGUUUUGAAGAGGUGACUUCUAAUAUUCUCCUGUUAGGUUUUGAAGAGGUGACUCCUAAUUUUUUCUUCUUGGGUUUUGAAGAGGUGACUCCUAAUAUUCUCCUGUUAGGUUUUGAAGAGGUGACUCCUAGUAUUCCCCUGUUAGGUUUUGAAGAGGUGACUUCUAAUAUUAUCCUGUUAGGUUUUGAAGAGGUGACUUCUAAUAUUCUCCUGUUGGGUUUUGAAGAGGUGACUUCUAAUAUUAUCCUGUUAGGUUUUGAAGAGGUGACUUCUAAUAUUCUCCUGUUGGGUUUUGAAGAGGUGACUCCUAAUAUUCCCCUGUUAGGUUUUGAAGAGGUGACUUCUAAUAUUCUCCUGUUGGGUUUUGAAGAGGUGACUCCUAAUAUUCUCCGGUUGUGUUUUGAAGAGGUGACUCCUAAUUUUUUCUUCUUGGGUUUUGAAGAGGUGACUCCUAGUAUUCUCCUGUUGGGUUUUGAAGAGGUGACUCCUAAUAUUCCCCUGUUAGGUUUUGAAGAGGUGACUUCUAAUAUUCUCCUGUUAGGUUUUGAAGAGGUGACUCCUAAUUUUUUCUUCUUGGGUUUUGAAGAGGUGACUCCUAAUAUUCUCCUGUUAGGUUUUGAAGAGGUGACUCCUAAUAUUCCCCUGUUAGGUUUUGAAGAGGUGACUUCUAAUAUUCUCCUGUUGGGUUUUGAAGAGGUGACUCCUAAUAUUCUCCUGUUGGGUUUUGAAGAGGUGACUCCUAGUAUUCCCCUGUUAGGUUUUGAAGAGGUGACUUCUAAUAUUAUCCUGUUAGGUUUUGAAGAGGUGACUUCUAAUAUUCUCCUGUUGGGUUUUGAAGAGGUGACUUCUAAUAUUAUCCUGUUAGGUUUUGAAGAGGUGACUUCUAAUAUUCUCCUGUUGGGUUUUGAAGAGGUGACUCCUAAUAUUCCCCUGUUAGGUUUUGAAGAGGUGACUUCUAAUAUUCUCCUGUUGGGUUUUGAAGAGGUGACUCCUAAUAUUCUCCGGUUGUGUUUUGAAGAGGUGACUCCUAAUUUUUUCUUCUUGGGUUUUGAAGAGGUGACUCCUAGUAUUCUCCUGUUGGGUUUUGAAGAGGUGACUCUAAUAUUCCCCUGUUAG